AUGCUGGGCACCGCGGUCCUGCUGCUGGCCCUGCUCCCAGGGACGCCCACCGUGCCCAGCGGGCCGCCUGCGCCCCCCUUCCCAGGGGCGCCCGGUCCGCGGCUGCGCCGACCCCUUUUCCACCUAGAGCUGGCGGACGCCCAGGACGCGUUCCGGCGCCGCGCGGGGCCGCUGGAGGUGCCCGCGGACAGCCGCGUGUUCGUGCAGGCGGCCCUGGCCCGGUCCUCGCCGCGCUGGAGCCUGGCCCUGCACCGCUGCUGGGUGACGCCCUCCUCGCGCCCGGCCCCGGGACCCACCCUGGCGCUCCUGCGAGGGGGCUGCCCCGCCGACUCCUCCGUCACCUUCCCGCCGCCACGCCCUGGGGCCGCCCGCUUCAGCUUCCGCCUGCACCCGGUCUUCAACGCCUCCGUGCAGUUCCUGCACUGCCAGCUGAGCCGCUGCCGCCUGCGGGGCGCCCGCCGCGCUCCCGCGCCUCCGACGCCGCCGCCCCAGCCUCCGUGUCUGCCUCAGGAUGAGGGGUGCGCCGGCGGCGGCAGCGGCGGGAGCCUGGGUGCCAGUGGCCCCCUCCUGCACACCCUGACGCAGCCCAUCGUGGUCACGGUGCCGCGGCCGCCCCUCAGGCCACCCAAGGGCGCGCCCGGCAGAGCCGUCCGCCCCGAGCCUCCUGCGCCGGCCCCGGGGGCCCUGGAGCCCGCCCCGCUGGUGGCACUGGUGGCGGCCGCCUUCUUGUUGGGCGCCGCGCUGGUCGCCGGGCUCGGCCUCGCGUGCGCGCAUUCAGCGCCCCCACCUCCCAGCCCACCCCCUAGAGCCUCGCCUAGCAACCCCCAGCCCAGAAGACCCCAGUAA
Messenger RNA from Pipistrellus nathusii (Nathusius's pipistrelle), 846 nucleotides. The record is from the annotation of a GenBank genome assembly. NCBI's taxonomy places the organism in Eukaryota, Metazoa, Chordata, Mammalia, Chiroptera, Vespertilionidae.